AUGUCUACUGCUAUAGACAUAAAGAAAAAUGGUUACGACUGUGCAUGUAGUGAGACAAAGAUUACUGUUACCACAAAUGAGGGUAGAAGUGUUGAAGGAUAUACUACAUAUAAGUACAAGCACGAGUAUGGUAAGGGUGAAAUCCCCGUUAAGUAUGGAAACACUACUCUUAAAUGUAGAGAAUUUCAGGAUGAAGGGGGUGAUGGCUAUGAUGCAACAUUUUCACUCAGUGAAAAAACUCCAAAUCUCACAGUAUAUUACUGGGAAAAUGAUGAGAAUCGUAAGAAACCUCUAGUUCUGGAUGUGGAUGUUGAAGGUAUAUCACUUUAUUACAGUAAUGAUAGGAAUGUAAGUACCAACGACAACAGUAAGUGGACUAGGAUAGAGCCUGAAAUUCUUCCUGAUAAUGGUUUGCCAACACUUUCUCCGGAUGAACUUAAGGAAAAGCUUCAAGAGUUCACCUGCAAGCUUUUUAGCCCGGUAGUUAUAGAUGUUUCUAAGACUGGAGAAUCUUAUCCCAAUGAGUAUUGUGAAAAGGAAGGAUGUUGCAAGGAAGGUACUGAGAAUAUAAAGGUUGAUGAAUACCCUCUACAUGAUCCACCUGGAUUUACUGCUUGGAAGCACACCUAUAAGAAAGGAAAUAAUAAUACUUUUACCGUAACUGGUUUCACUAAUGGACCUUCUCCAGGUAGCAUUCCGAAAGCAUUUUUUCCAAUAUGGGAUGUUAAGGAAGUAGUCGUUUGUUUUUCCCAGUGUGAUCCCACUAAACCCUUCCUGGUCUAUGUUGAGAAUGAGGAUGAAGCUGCUAGAACGUGGUCCAGGAACCCUUGUCAGAGUGGUGAUAUUGAGUGGAAAGAAUAUAAAUCUAGUAAGUUAGAUCCAAAGCUUCCAAAUCCAGUUGCUGAUAUUCUUAAAAAUGCUCUGGAGACUGCUAAACAAUUACAAUCACGUUCUGAAACUAAAGAAUCUGAAAAGGGCAAGUCAAUACAUAGUGAGAAAGAGGAGCAGGAGACUAUAACUACAGCCGAAGUACGAUCACAACAGCAAACUACUUCUGCUGUAGCUCCAGAUGGAACUGGAGUAAGCCUGGAUAAAGAACUAUGGGAAGCUCUUGGUAAAGCUGCUGGUUCUGUACUAGGUGAAUCAGUUGCAGUUGGACUGGCUGGUGCUAUAGAUGUUGCUGCUUUGCUGGCUAAGGAGGCUCUUGAACAUAUACCUAAUAAUGUUCUUCCUGCUACUGCUGGACUGAUUGGCAGUGUUCUUAAAAUUACUACUCAUAAUAAUAAAGCUGUUCGAACACUUGAUCCUGAACAUCUUGGACAGAAUGGAGUUCAACGUGAGGAAGUCCCCGCAGCUGACUUAUCUGACCAAGUUCCUGACACAGAGUCUGAGACCAAGAUUCUCCUACAAGGUACUCCUGUGGCUCAAAUGGCUGAAAUUCCUCCGCUUCAUCCUUCUCCAUAUGAGGGACUCCCCAGACCUACGGGAUAUUUUCCACCACUUGCUCUAUCUCUUCAAGUUGAAGGAUAUCCUAUUACUGCUGCUUCUAUUGAUCCAUCGCCUCCUCUACCUGAAGGUUCUCAUGGUGCUGAUGUACCCAAAGAAUAUCUCGAACCUCCUCUAGAUCUUCUUGCUAGUGUUCAAGGAUCUCUUGUUGAAGGUCACCCUGCUCCAUUACAUCCUCGUGCUUCUGGCAUUCUAGGUUAUGUUGUUAAAGCUGAAGGAGACUCUAAGGGAGGUGGACCUCUUCUUCGUCGUCUUCCUUUUCUUACUGCCGCUCGGUCACAACAACCUGCUACUUUACAUAAGGAAUAUCUUGCUCCAACUCCUGUUCCCCUUCUUAAACGUCUUACUGAAUCACCUGCUUCUCCACUUAUCAAAGUUCCUACUCCUCUCUAUACUCUAUCAGGAGCCUAUGGAUCUCAACUACAAGCUGAUGAGAGACAUGACCAAGUUAAUGCUGUUCCUCAAGGAUCUGAUGCUAAUCUAACUGGUAUAGCAGGUGAAGUUAUGUCUAUAGUUCAUAAUCCUGAUGGUACCACUGCACUAGAUGUUAAACUUCCCGGAGAUGGUAGAGAGACUCUAACUUUUCGUAUGUUAUCUAUUUCCCACGGUACUGAUGACUUGGAAGGACGUCCUCAAGAUUCAAGUCUACCACUUGCUGAAGACAGUGAUGGUACUGGAGAUCCAGGAUCGGUACCUGAAGGAGCCGUUGAAGAAAAAGAAAAGAAAGAAGACUCAUCUCAAGGUGCUUCUGGUCCUGAACCUCCGCCACCUCUUCCUGUUGUUGGUAAAACUGAUUCUGGAGAGCAAGCUAAAGGAGGUCCUAUUGUAGGUUUACUUGGUAAAUUACUUGAAGGAGCACUUUCUGGAGCAGAUAAGGUCGUUACUGAUCCAAUAAUCUCACAAACCUUGAUAACACUUGGAGAAAAAGGACCGGCUUUCGCUGCUACACUUGGAUCUGUUGCCAUUGAUGCAGCUCUUAAACUAACUGAACCUCCUCAACAGCAACCUCCACCAGGUACUGAACCUGAAGCUGCUGCUCGUGAAGGUGGCCCUGGUGAAGACACUGCUUCUACUACUACUACUAAUACUAGAGAUACUAGUGAUAAUAAUGAUGGUGCUGAUCCUUCUACUUCUGAAGCUCUUACUUCUGAAGCUCAACAUGCUGCUCUAUUCUCAGUCUCUGCUCAAGGCUAUAACUCCAGGUCAAAAGCCCGACCCUUUUGGCUGGAUUAUCCCUACUGUCUCUUCUGUUCUUGGUACAUCUGCCUUGGCUUGUUUUGCGGGAUUGAAACUCUAUAA
Messenger RNA from Theileria equi strain WA, 2805 nucleotides. RefSeq lists its product as hypothetical. The transcript has a single exon. The record is from RefSeq and is a predicted model, not a curated record. Bases 1 to 2805 code for a protein of 934 amino acids. Lineage: Eukaryota; Apicomplexa; Aconoidasida; Piroplasmida; Theileriidae.